This is a messenger RNA of Drosophila grimshawi, 2241 nucleotides long. RefSeq names its product ETV5-related protein Ets96B (gene Ets96B). Gene Ontology annotation, molecular function: DNA-binding transcription factor activity, RNA polymerase II-specific; sequence-specific DNA binding. Gene Ontology annotation, biological process: regulation of transcription by RNA polymerase II; cell differentiation. NCBI's taxonomy places the organism in Eukaryota, Metazoa, Arthropoda, Insecta, Diptera, Drosophilidae. Gene Ontology annotation, cellular component: nucleus. Bases 1 to 1944 code for a protein of 647 amino acids. The transcript has 7 exons. The record is from RefSeq and is a predicted model, not a curated record.
AUGAGCGAAGAGAGAGUGACAGAUGAUACCGCCCAUAAACUGAACUCGGCCGACUACAGCGAGGCCAAGACUCAUCUUGAGCAGCUCCAGCAGACGCUGACGCACUUGGAUCACCAUCAUCAUCAUCCCCAUACGCAUCCACAUCCUCAUGCCCUUCAUCACCACGGACUAUAUCACACUGCGCCAAAUACAUCGACUAUAACCACAGAUUCGGUGGUUUCCUGUGUCACCUCAACAUUGCCGGUUGUCGGCAAGGCCAUAUCCUCAUCCUCAUCUUCCUCCAGCUGCGACAAUUCGGAGACAGAGCGCAAGAAAUGCCAUACCCACAGUCACAGUCAUAGCGAAAUGGAUGUGAGCCACACGCUUAUGGAAGCCAUCUGCACGCUCCCGCUGCCCACGCAUGGCCAAAGGUCGCCGCCCUGCUGCCUGGCCAUGGCCGGAAAUUCCACGCCUCCUGCAGGAGCUCUGAUGAAUGGCUUGGCGACCAAUGCGAACGGAGGAGCCACCGCCCUAUGCAAUGAUCUUGUACGCGAAUCAUCAUGGUAUGCGCAUCACCACCAUCACCAUCACCACCAUCAGUUGGCCGAUGAGUUGGUCAUGUACACAACGCCAGCGCCGACGGCGGCAGCCGCCAUUGGUAAAUUUGGACUGGACACAUCCACGGAGGGUUACUUGAACGCAAGGUACAAUGUGAAUGUCAAAGGCGUGCGCCAUGAAAGAACAUCAACUUUCUUCGACUUACCCGCUGUGACGCACCCGCAUCCGCACCCACACCCGCACCCUCAUCCGCAUCCAUAUUGCUACAGGUUUCCACCAUCGCCACCCGCGGGCAUUUUGAAAAAGAGCGACGAAGAAACGGCCGCUGCUGCCGCCGCCGCUGCGGCAGCUGCUGCAUAUUGCAACGAUGUAACGGUUGGUCAGAACUUCCAUCAGCAUAACACCAAGAUUGAGCAUGCCGACUCCACCACAACGGCCGCUGCAGCACAGCAGCACCAUCAACAACAGCACCAGCAGCAGCAGCAACAACAGCAGCAGCAGCAGCAACAACAGCAGCAGCAGCAACAGCAUCAGCAGCAUCAUGAUGCACUGCAUCCACAUGCGCACAGUCACCAGCAGACGCAGCAGAGUGUACAUCAGCAGUCACAUACCCACCUGACUCCGGUGCAGGCUGCCUCCGCCUUCAAGUUUAGUCACACCGCCGUCAUAUCCAGUUCGGCUGUCUAUGCCACGCCCACGCACUACUCGACCCACCUGCAGCAGCCGCAGUCACAGACACAUAGCAGUGUCUACCGCGACAUUUCACCCACUACUGGAACCGGCAGCGAGCAAGAUCUGAAGUAUGACAGUGGUCCUUAUAAUGCUACCAUAUCUUCCACCUAUCCGCCGCCAUUGCGUCCCAGUGUGGUGGACUCAACCACCUCCAGCGAUGCGGAACUGCGCCUGGAUCAAUUCUAUGCCAGCAAUGCAAUCUCCACCAGCAGCAACGGGCAGACCAUUAGCCAGCGUCGUGGAUCACUCCAGCUGUGGCAGUUUCUUGUGGCACUCUUAGAUGAGCCCGCUACCAGUUCCAGCUGCAUUGCCUGGACAGGACGUGGCAUGGAGUUUAAGCUCAUCGAACCGGAGGAGGUGGCACGUCGUUGGGGCAUACAGAAGAAUAGGCCGGCUAUGAACUAUGACAAACUGUCGCGUAGCCUGCGCUAUUACUACGAGAAGGGAAUCAUGCAGAAGGUGAACGGGGAGCGCUAUGUCUAUCGGUUUGUCUGUGAUCCGGACGCACUGUUCAACAUGGCAUAUGGGCACCUAACCAGCAAGCAAGCCGAUCAGCAGCAUCAGUUGACCUUGUCGCUGGCCAAGUCAUCGCCGGAGUCGCAAUCGCAAUCGCUUCGCGUGCAAAAAUCGACGGCAGCGGAUUACUAUGACAGUGACUUGCAUAAGUAUCAGUAGGCGGAGUGUGGGAACCUCGCUUUGUGGGUGUAACCACCUCUCAUGUACAUUGUGUAAUUUAUUUCGGUGUUCAGUAUGUAUGUGUGUGUGUGUGCGUGUGUGUGAGCGUGUGUUGAGAAAAAAAAUACCACAUUUCUAACGGACAAACUGGAAAAUAAGUGUUGACUAGCGAGGAGUGCUAUGAAGCGUGUAUCGAUGAAUCGGCGUCUAUCGCGAAGCGAUCACAGUUCCACAACCGUUAGGCAGUCAAAUUUAGACUGUACAUUUACGGACAACGAAAUGUGUACUGUGGACCGG